This is a messenger RNA of Cajanus cajan (pigeon pea), 567 nucleotides long. The record is from RefSeq and is a predicted model, not a curated record. Lineage: Eukaryota; Viridiplantae; Streptophyta; Magnoliopsida; Fabales; Fabaceae.
UACUGCAUGUACUUUUUCUCCCUCUCUCUAUAAUUGAGUUUCAGCAUGAAGGGAAAGUUUCUAAGAGGGUGCCUUAACAAGUGGAAGAAAAUGGGGAGUCGAGUAAUCCAUUGUGCUGCGUAUGGUUACUGCUGCUCAUGGGAAGUGUGGACAUCCAUGCAUGAAGGAGACUCCAUCCCCAACGAUGUGCCAAAGGGUCACUUGGUUGUGUACGUGGGAGAGCAACAUAAGAGAUAUGUCAUCAACAUUACGUUGCUCAACCAUCCUCUCUUCAAGGCCUUGCUGGAUCAAGCUCAGGAUGAGUAUGAUUUCGUUGCAGACUCAAAGCUCUACAUUCCUUGCACUGAGCAUCUUUUCCUCACUGUCCUUCGCCAUGCAAGCUCUUCUCAUAAUCAACAACCACUCUCAGUCUUCCAUCUCUAAAAUGUUUGGAUAAACUUUUCCAAAAAAAAAACAUUUAUAAACAAGAAAGUAGGAAGAAGAAAAAUGCAAGUUUCUCAAUGAGUUAAAUUUAGUUUGAGUUAAAAAUAAGUUUUUGGUAAUAUAAUAUUUUUUUUCAGUACUAUG